AUGGACCGCAUUGAAGAAGAGUUUCGAACCCUUAAGAAGGGAAAUUUGUCGGUAAGAGACUAUACACGACUUUUCAUGGAAAAGCUAAACUUAGUGGGGCACGUGGCUCCUACGGAGAAGGAAAAGAUAAAAGCUUACCUCAAGGGGUUACCUGCGGACAUGAUGGUAAUGGUCAGGAACUCUAGAGCCUCCACCCUUAGGGAGGCAAUUAAAGAGGUGAAAGUCAUGGAAUCGGUGUAUGUUAAAGGAAGGGAAGAGAAAGUGGCAAAUGGUGAAAAGAGAAGGUGGGAAGGUCAUUAUGUGCCUUCCAAGAGGCCCAACCAUUUCAACAACAACAAUCGUGAGGCCUAUCCUAGAAAAGAGGCUAGGUGGUGUCCCAAGUGCCGCAGUAAACACCACGCCCCGUGUACCACCAACCCUACUCCUGUAAGAUGCUUUAAGUGUGGGAAACUAGGCCACUCACAAAAUGAGUGUCCGAUCAAGGGACCCAUCUAUUUUGGAUGCGGAGAGCCAGGUCACUUCAAGAAUGAUUGCCUGAAAUUGAAGGCGGGAGGGGGUCAGGGAAGAAAAGAAGGUACAUCGAAAGCAGUCGGUCGAGCUUUUCAAAUGACGGCGGAAGAAGCUAAGGCAUCGACGGAUGUGGUGUCGGAUACGUUCCUUGUUAACUCUGUACCUGCGCAUGUGCUUUUUGAUUUGGGUGCUUCAUGUUCUUUUGUGUCCACUGCAUUCUAUCAACCUUUGUAUAUGCCCCCUAGUGCACUAGAAGUUGCCCUGAUCAUAGAGAUAGCGAAUGGUAUUCGAGUACUGGUGAGUGAAGUUGUUAGGAGUUGCAUAUUGGGGAUCGAGGGAAAAGAAUUUCAAGUAGAUCACAUACCCAUGUCUAUCGGUGGAUUUAGAUGUCUUAAUUGGAAUGGAUUGGUUGAUAAAGAACCAAACGGAAAUCUUACAUUCUAA
This is a messenger RNA of Cynara cardunculus var. scolymus (artichoke), 954 nucleotides long. RefSeq lists its product as uncharacterized. The transcript has a single exon. Gene Ontology annotation, molecular function: zinc ion binding; nucleic acid binding. The record is from RefSeq and is a predicted model, not a curated record. Bases 1 to 954 code for a protein of 317 amino acids. NCBI's taxonomy places the organism in Eukaryota, Viridiplantae, Streptophyta, Magnoliopsida, Asterales, Asteraceae.